AUGGCUGUCGUUCGGACACUGCAGGUUCUCCUGCUCUCAUGUCUUGCUAUUCUCAUCAUCCCUACUCAUGGCUUCCUCAAUGCGACUGAAAACGCAAAAGCCCUGGUCAUCGCCAACGACCGCCUAUAUGCCUCCGUCAACAAAUCAACCGGAAUCAUGGACACCCUAACCCUCGAUGGCCAAAAUCUGCUCGGCACCAAAGAGUACAAUGAAGUCACUCCUGGAGGCAACGCCGCUGGUCAAAACGGCAUUGGACCGUACCUAGAUUGCUAUUGCGUGCCUUCUGGAUCCUAUACGCCUGGCAAGUAUGCAACCUUUAAGCUGUACAGUGGCAGUGAUUCGACUGGUGUAAAGUAUGGCGGCGUGGUGAUGUCUGAGGUGUACCCGUUGACUGGUCAGGUGCUGGAGCAGUAUUGGUUCCUGAGGGAGACGGAGACGGGCUUGCAUACGUUUUCGAGGCUUGCGUAUCAUAACGAGACGAAGCCUUUCUUGAGGAAUUUGCAGGAGUUCAGGACGCUGUUUAGGCCGACUACACCGCUGUGGACUCAUCUCUCUACUAAUGAGAGAAUCAAUGCUCCACUGCCAUCUUCGGAUACUUUGAAGUACUCCAGAACAGUCCAGGAUGCAACUUGGUACAUUGGCAACUAUACUAAAGCGCCGUAUGUUGAACAUUUUGCCGACUACUUUACCAAGUACACUUUCUCAGACGAAUGGAGAGAUCAUAGAGUCCAUGGAAUAUAUGGUGAUGGUUCUCAGAGCAAAGACGGAUCCACGUUCGGAGCUUGGUUGGUGAUGAACACAGUGGAUACUUAUUUUGGAGGUCCAACGCACUCCGAUUUGACAGUUGAUGGAAUCGUGUACAACUAUAUCUCCUCAAAUCAUCAUGGAGACAAUGUACCCAACAUCACAACAGGCUUUGACCGAACCUUUGGACCCCAAUACUUCCACUUCAACAAAGGCACCAACACAACAAGCCUAGCAGAGUUACGUGCAGAAGCCGAAGAAUUUGCCUCUCCAACCUGGAACACCGCUUUCUACGACUCCAUCGCUCAUCUGGUGCCAAACUACAUCCCCUCAACACAGAGAUCAACCUGGAAAGGGCGCAUUGAUCUGCCCAAAGGUGCUAAGCGUCCGAUUGCAGUGCUUGCUCAAAACGGUGUGGACUUCCAGGAUAACGUCCUAGACACAAAGGCAUACCAGUACUGGGGUGAUAUUGACAAGAAAGGCAAUAUUGAGAUCCCGAUGGUCAAGCCAGGGGCCUAUCGUCUGACGAUAUAUGCUGACGGUAUCUUCGGGCAGUAUAUCCAGGAUGAUCUUGUGAUUGCAGUUGGUAAAGUCACUACGACGAAAGCAAAGUGGCGUGAAGAGUCCGCCGGCAAAGAGUUGUGGCGCAUCGGCACCCCUGAUCGCAGUAGCGGAGAGUACAGGCAUGGUGAUCAGCCUGAUCCAAGCAAGCCUCUGCAUCCUCCGGAGUACAGAAUCUAUUGGGCCAAUUGGGAUUUUCCGACCGAUUACCCCGAUGGUGUCACCUUCGAGGUCGGCAAGAGUGACGAGAGCAAGGAUUUCAACUAUGUUCAUUGGAGUGUCUUUGGCGGAUAUGCAAACUCGGUCAGACCAGAACCAUACUAUGAGAACGUCAACAACUGGACUGUGUUGUUCGAUGCAAAGAAGAACGAUCUGAAGAAAGCCAAAGAUGCGACUCUCACCAUCCAACUAGCAGGUGCAAAGACAGCUGCUGGCAAUACCGACAACUGGAACGCAACACAACUGUGGAACAACCUGCCUUUGACAGUAGUCAUGAACGGCAUUGAACUCGAACCAUGGGACAUCCCUUGGAACCAGAGCAGUUCGUGCGCUACCAGAUCCGCGGUAGUAUGCUACGCAUUGGCACAUAAAUAUGAGUUCGAUGCGAAUCUUCUGAAGCAAGGUCAGAACAAGAUAAUCUUGAGCUUGCCGUUCAACGCAACAGAUUACGAGAGCGCGGUUCUUCCAAGGAGUACUUAUGUCCAGUAUGAUAGCUUACGGCUGGAGGUCAAGUAG
Messenger RNA from Aureobasidium namibiae CBS 147.97, 2040 nucleotides. RefSeq names its product rhamnogalacturonate lyase. Lineage: Eukaryota; Fungi; Ascomycota; Dothideomycetes; Dothideales; Saccotheciaceae. The record is from RefSeq and is a predicted model, not a curated record. Gene Ontology annotation, biological process: carbohydrate metabolic process. Bases 1 to 2040 code for a protein of 679 amino acids. Gene Ontology annotation, molecular function: carbohydrate binding; catalytic activity. The transcript is spliced from 6 exons.